AUGGGCACAACAGGUGUAUAGACCCGGGAAUCCAGCGCGGAGAUGGUGGGAACCCCUCAUAAUGGGCACAACAGGUGUAUAGACCCGGGAACCCAACGCAGAGAUGGUGGGAACCCCUCAUGAUGGGCACAACAGGUGUAUAGACCUGGGAACCCCUCAUAAUGGGCACAGCGGGUGUACAGACCAGGGAACCCAGCGCAGAGAUGGUGGGAACCCCUCAUAAUGGGCACAGCAGGUGUACAGACCUAGGAACUCAGCAGAGGGAUGGUGGGAAUCCCUCAUAAUGGGCACAGCG
Molecule: messenger RNA, 295 nt
Organism: Staurois parvus
Lineage: Eukaryota; Metazoa; Chordata; Amphibia; Anura; Ranidae
Source: the annotation of a GenBank genome assembly